AUGCAUCGUCUUUUUACUGAGCUGGAGCCAUCUAUUACUGUCACCGAGCAAAACCUGGCAGACCGAGUUCGGUAUAUCUUACGCUCAAAUAUAUUUGAUGGAGCCGAACUCGAACGGCUACGACGUGAGGCUGUUCCCUCAUCAAAUGAAAACGCUACGACUGAGGGUGCGGUGCCACAAGUUGCAGAACAACCCGCACACGUGAAUGCCGCCGAGAAUACCCCAGUGGUUGCUGAUUCAAAUGAUGAAGGAACAUUCACCCAGGAAAUAGAAAUAGAGAAAAUGAGGAGUACAUUGGAAGAGGCGAUUAUGGAAACGCGCAGUACGCCUCUCGAAAAUCGACCGCGACUUCCCCGCAUAGCCCUAAGCAAGCGGAAUCGGGCUGUCGUGAGGGCUCUGAACCCAAUGCUGGUGACCUAUUUGGAAGCCAGCCGGGACCUUUGCGAGACGGACUCAAUUCUCUUUGGCGCCGCACUGGCAGUCUGCCGUAUUAUAGGCGCCAAACUUUCCACGGCUGGACGCACUACUGGACAAAGUAGUGCUAUCCCAGCCUGGAGAACAAGAAUUGAAGAACGUAUCGCAAAGGCUAGGGCCCUCAUCGGCAGACUGAUAUGCUUCAGGUCAGGCAAUACCAGGCCAAGGAUUGUGCGCACCGUCAGGAUGGCGUUUGCUGGGACAAAUGUUAGUUUGUCCCAGCCGGAUAUAAUGCAAAAACUGACGGAGGGUAUAGACGACCUGAAGCAGAGAAUCGCUGCUUGGGGAAAGCGAAUUCGACGAUAUACCGAGAGGUCGACACGGUUCAACCAGAAUCGUCUCUUCCAGAGUGAUCAGAAGAGGCUCUAUAAAUCAUUGGAGCGACCAAUGGUAAGUGGAACGGGCCCAGUACCGAAUCAGGCCGACACGGUCGCAUUCUGGCGCAGCCUGUGGUCAGAGCCCGUAAACCACAACGAGGGCCCUUGGACGGAAGUUGUGGCGAGUCAGUGUGCGGGUAUUACGCCCAUGGACCCCGUCACCAUAACGCCGGAUGACGUAGCUGAGGCGGUCCGUAGGGCCCCGAACUGGAAAAGUCCGGGACUCGACGGGCUGCAUCACUACUGGCUGAAGGGGUUCGUGGUGUGUCACACUGUGCUCGCCCGACAGUUUCAAGAGGUUCUCAACCAGAAGUCGCUCCCGAGCCUCUUCACUACUGGGAUCACCCAUUUGGUUCCUAAAGGCCAGGAGCUGGAGCCAUCUCUAUCCGUCACUGAGCAAAACCUGGCAGACCGAGUUAGGUACAUCCUGCGCUCCAACAUAUUUGGUGACGCCGAACUCGAGCGACUACGACGUGAGGCUAUUCCUUCAUCGAAUGGAAAUGCUACGGCUGGGAAUGCGGCGCCACUAGAUGCGCAACAAACUGCAUAUGUGGAUGCUACCGUCAACAUUCCAUUUGUGGCUAAUUCAGACGAUGAUGGAAUAGUCUUCCACGAACUAGAGAAAAUGAGGAGCAUAUUGAAGAGUCAAUGCUGA
Messenger RNA from Parnassius apollo (apollo), 1506 nucleotides. NCBI's taxonomy places the organism in Eukaryota, Metazoa, Arthropoda, Insecta, Lepidoptera, Papilionidae. The record is from the annotation of a GenBank genome assembly.